UUUCAUAAUUUAAUAAUCCAUCUCUCUCAAAACAAAAUAGACAAAAUAGAGAUCGACUCAAUUCGUUUCAAUAAUCUUUUCUCCACAUACAGAAUACAGCUUAAUUAAAAAAAAAAAAAACUAUCCAUGGCGAAAAUAUACCCUGCCUCGCGAACAGUAGAACUCACAGUAUUAUCGGGCGAAAAUCUUCGAAUUGACAAGAGAUCGAUCAAGAAAAAUUCCUUUGUCAUCGUUCGAUCAACAGACGGAGGAAACGACUGCAGAACGACGGAGAUCGAUACCCAAGGUGGAAGCUACCCCAAGUGGAACGAAAAACUCGUAGUCGACUUACCGGUUCAAUCGCCGGCGGUUAGCGUUGAAGUUUACUGCAAAACUGCUUUCGGGAAUAGACUCGUCGGUGUUGCGAGGGUGCCGGUUUCAGAUUUUUCUGGCGGGUACGUGCCGGAGAAUUACUUGCAUUUCUUGAGCUACAGACUGAGGGAUCUGAAAGGCGAAAGGAACGGGAUUAUCAAUAUUUCUGUGAGAACGAAGGUUCCACCCACCCCUGAAUAUUCCUGUUCGUCGCCGGCCCCUCUGGUUGGAACACAUACGGUUGGAGUUCCGGUGGGGAAGAGUAGCUUUAGUGGCGGCGUUGUGACUGGGGUUCCUGUAUGGUGUGCGUCUAACGAUGAAAGAAAAUUUCAUUACUAAAAAAUAAGAAAAGGAAAAAAAAUCUAUUUUUUUUAGAAUAGAAUUUAGAGAUAGUCAUAUUAUUGUAUAAAUGAUUGGGUGAUUAAUUAAUUAUGGAAUUGUUUGAGAUUGAUAAAAAGGAGGACAAAAAAAAGAAAUUUCAUUAUUUGUUUUAAUUUGGUCGUGUAAAUGCAUCAUAGUGUUCGAAAUCAAUCUUUCAAAACUUAAUAGAAUUUUCAAUUAGUAUUAUAUCACUAA
Molecule: messenger RNA, 927 nt
Organism: Humulus lupulus (European hop)
Lineage: Eukaryota; Viridiplantae; Streptophyta; Magnoliopsida; Rosales; Cannabaceae
Product: BON1-associated protein 2-like
Exons: 1
Coding region: 127-690 (187 amino acids)
Biological process (GO): defense response
Source: RefSeq, a predicted model, not a curated record